This is a messenger RNA of Sander lucioperca (pikeperch), 5621 nucleotides long. RefSeq names its product ubiquitination factor E4A (UFD2 homolog, yeast) (gene ube4a). Gene Ontology annotation, cellular component: ubiquitin ligase complex; cytoplasm; nucleus. Gene Ontology annotation, molecular function: ubiquitin-ubiquitin ligase activity. Gene Ontology annotation, biological process: protein polyubiquitination. The coding region runs from base 186 to 3416 and encodes 1076 amino acids. Lineage: Eukaryota; Metazoa; Chordata; Actinopteri; Perciformes; Percidae. The transcript has 20 exons. The record is from RefSeq and is a predicted model, not a curated record.
AGAAGACGCUCCGUCUCGUUUUGAUGACGUUCACAAUUUCAAUUUACUGAGGAUCUGCCGCUGGUUUCGUAGAAGCAAUUUUUAAAAAUCAAAAAUACACACUUCUUCUCGCCAAACAGGUGUUCUGUACGCAUCGCUCCUUAAGACUGGGAUCUUGGAUGGAGUGAGUGUUGAGCCCCAAUGAGAUGACUGACCAGGGCAACAACAACCAGAAUAUCUCCUGCAACCCCUUCGCUGCCCUCUUCAGCUCACUGGCUGAUGCCAAGCAAUUUGCAUCAGGCCAGAAAGCAGAGCAGUCUGCUGAACCACCACUGGAGGACUCAGGAGAGAGCCAGUCCGAGUCGGAAAACUCUGUGUCAGACAGCGUCGAUGACAAUGACGACUCUGUGGCAGAGAUCAGCCGCUCCUUCCGGUCCCGGCAGGAGCUGUGUGAACAGCUCAAUGUCAAUCACAUGAUCCAGCGAAUAUUUCUCAUUACUCUGGACAACAGUGACCCCAGUAUGAGAGGAGGUAAUGGGAUCCCCCCUCGCUGUGUUUACCUGGAGGAGAUGGCUGCUGAUCUGGAUGGACAGGACUGGUUGGACAUGGACAACAUAGAACAGGCUCUGUUUAACCGUCUGCUGGUACUCGAGCCAGGAAACCACCUCAUCUACAUGACGUCAUGCAGCGCUGUUAACCUGUCUGCCGACCGUGAUGCUGGAGAGAAGUGUGCCAUCCCUUACCUCUUUGCUUGUUACCAGAGGGCCAAAGAAGAGGUGACGAAGGUACCAGAUAAGUUACUGCCGUUUGCCGUUCGCUGUAAGAACCUAACCGUUUCCAACACACGGACGGUUCUGCUCACCCCAGAGAUCUACAUCAGCCAGAAUAUCUACGAACAGCUUCUGGACCUGUUGCUGGAAGGUUUCAGUAGAGCACAGCCAGAGGAGGUGGUUGAGUUUGUGGAGGAGGCCAUUGCUGGCCUGCUCUCCGACCAGGAGGUGCGUACCUUCGAGGAGGUGAUAGUACCAGUGUUUGAUAUUUUCCAGGGACGCGUCAAAGACUUGGAUCUGUGCCAGCCUGUCCUCUACUCCUACCUGGAUGUCCUGCUCUAUUUCAGCCACCAUAAAGAUAUUGCCAAGGUAUUGGUGGAACACAUUCAGCCUAAAGACCCAGCUAAUGGUUUGCAGUACCAGAAGACCUUACUGGGAGCAGUGUUGAGUAUCUCCUGCUUGCUGAAAACCCCAGGUGUGGUGGAGGGACAUGGCUACUUCCUGAACCCCUCCCGCUCCAGCGCCCAGGAGACAAAGGUCCAGGAGGCCAACAUCCACCAGUUUAUGGGUCAGUUUCAUGACAAGCUGCACCAGAUCUUGAAAAACUUGCUCCAGCGGUCUGAUGAGACACGCCACUUGCUGCUCACGUGGUUGGGCAGCUGUCUGCAGGCGAACGCUGGCCGGGCCAAGAUAUGGGCCAAUCAGAUGCCAGAGAUCUUCUUCCAGAUGUACGCUUCAGAUGCAUUCUUUUUAAACUUGGGUGCAGCACUACUGAAGCUGUGCCAGCCCUUCUGCAGGCCGCGGUCGGCCAAACUGCUCACCUUCAACCCUACCUAUUGCGCCCUCAAAGAGCUGAGUGAAGAAGAGAGGCGCAAUCGUAAUGUGCACGCAACAGGUCUCGACAAGGAAACCUGUCUGAUCCCUGUGCCCCCUCAGCAGCCGGUGGAGGCUGCACAAUCCUACAGCCUGCUGACUGAAAACCUCGUCCUCACACAGCUCACCCUGCAUCUUGGCUUCCACAGACUCCAUGAGCAGAUGGUGAAGAUGAACCAGUCUCUCCACCGGCUCCAGGUGACGUGGCAGGAGGCCCAGCGAACGGGCAACCCAAUGUCGGAGCAGCUCCUGGAGCAGUUUGAGCGUCUGAUGAUUGUUUACCUGUCAACCAAAGCUGCCACCACGCAGCCUGCCAUGCUGCAAUGCUGCCUUAACCUUCAAGCUUCCACGGCUGCUCUGCUGGUUCAGCUUGGUUUGGGGAACCAGGGCCCUGGACAUGUAGCACUCAGUUUUCCCCUGCCCUCCCUACAGAAUACUGUGCUCUGCUAUGUACCAGAGUUUUUUGCAGAGAACUUGGGAGAUUUUUUCAUCUUCCUGCGUCGAUUCGCAGACGAUGUUUUGGAGACUUCUGCGGAAAGUCUGGAGCAGAUUCUUAACUUCAUCACUGUCUUCAUGGGUAACGUAGAGAGGAUGAAGAACCCUCAUUUAAGAGCAAAGCUUGCAGAGGUCUUAGAGGCAGUGAUGCCCCAUAUGGAGCCGGUAGCUGCUGGUGCUGCUCAGCCAAUUGUAUUCCAGCGAGAGAGAGUCUUCUGCUCCUAUAGACAUGCACCUCAGCUGGCUGAGGCCCUCAUCGCUGUGUUUGUAGACAUUGAAUUCACAGGUGAUCCUCAUCAGUUUGAACAGAAAUUCAACUAUAGAAGACCCAUGUAUCCCAUUCUCAAGUACAUGUGGGGUAAAGAUAACUACAGAGAGAGUGUCAAGCAUUUGGCGCACUAUGCAUCUGAGAACCUGGAGGCCAUGAAUCCCCCUCUGUUUCUCAGGUUCCUCAACUUACUGAUGAAUGAUGCCAUCUUCCUACUGGAUGAGGCUAUUCAGUACCUGAGUAAAAUCAAGGUUCUGCAGUUGGAGCGGGAUCGAGGGGAGUGGGAAGGCCUGGUCCCCGAUGCUCGAAGAGAGAAGGAGUCAAGCCUGCAGAUGUUUGGACAGCUGGGACGCUUCCACAACAUCAUGUCUAAUGAGACCAUCGGCACACUGGCUUUCCUCACCUCAGAGAUCAGGGGGAUCUUUGUGCACCCCUUCCUGGCUGAGAGGAUAAUCUCCAUGCUGAAUUACUUCCUGCAGCACCUGGUGGGUCCUAAGAUGGGUGCCCUUAAAGUCAAGGACUUCAGUGAGUUUGACUUCAAGCCCCAGCAGCUUGUUUCUGACAUCUGCACCAUCUACCUGAAUCUGGGUGAUGAGGAGAAUUUCUGUGCUACUGUCCCAAAGGAUGGACGAUCCUACUCUCCUACCCUCUUCUCUCAAACAGUUAGGGUACUGAAGAAGAUCAACAAGCCUGGGGACAUGAUUGUGGCUUUUGAACUCAUUGCUGAUAAAAUAAAGUCCCAUGCAGAUAGACAGCAGCAGGAAGAGGAGACGUAUGCAGAUGCCCCAGAUGAGUUCUUGGAUCCCAUCAUGUCUACUCUGAUGCUCGAUCCUGUUCUUCUCCCUUCCUCAAAUGUCACAGUUGACCGCUCAACUAUAGCAAGGCAUCUCCUCAGUGACCAGACAGACCCUUUCAACCGCAGUCCUCUAACCAUGGACCAGAUCAGGCCAAACGAGGAACUCAAACAGCAGAUCUUACAGUGGCUGGAUAAGCAUAAGCAGGAGAGGCUGCAGCUGGGACCCAGUGGCUAGCCGUGAACCCUCGCUGUGAUAAACAAUGACUGCAUCCCUGUUUUCUUUCCCGGCUCACAUUUCGCGUGCUCCUCUGCUUCUUGGCUAAUCCAUGGUGUGCUUGCCUCUGUGGAUUUCUUCUGACUCCUCCGGUCAGACUAACAUUGCAUUAGCCUUUACAUGCAGCCUUCACGCUCAGUGGAUUCUCUCUGUGACAACAGUCCAGGCAAACUGUAGCCCACUGACUGGUGACAACUUCAGAAUCCAUACCAAUCCACACAGUAGCUGUUCAGCUCCCAUCAUGCCCUAUGGUAACAUAAGUAGGGUGAUACACGCGCUGGUUCCUCUCUCCCUGAAUACUGUGUAUUAAUUAGUUAUUAUUACAAUGGGAACUGUGGCCAGAAGUAUCUGUUUCAACAGGACUUGUUGAAUGUACUGUAUGAACUCCUGACUGACCACCUGGCCCUUACCAAAUUUUAUACUGCAAGGUAAGUAUUUUUGGGAACUCUUAAGGCAGAAAAUGGAUGGAAUUGUUUAUGAUUUGACCUUGAUUUCACCUUAAUGAAGAAUACAUUAUGCAUUGCCUUUUAAAGUUCUUGAACACCCUACAUUUCAGCCCUUUGGGUUUAACUCAAGCAGCAUUGUAAAUAAAAUUAGGGAUUAAAGACAAGGCACAGAUAAAACUGAAUUUAAUUGUGUGUGACUUUAUUUUAGUGGAAAUAAUCUAGAUUUACUUGGAGAUGUUCAAAAUAUUGUUCAUUGUAAUAAGACACCUGAAGCACAAAACCAUACUGUUUAGACUUUUUUUUAUGUAUUUUAACAUGCGUAUAUAGAUAAGUGUCUUUGCAUCUUCAUGCACCUGCCUUUAAUCAAGCACUAAUUAAAGACCUCGUUAAGAUCUGAGAGCUUGCUAACUAAUAGGUUGUUGGAUAUAAGGAUUUAAAAUGUGUUUCAGUAACUAUACAAUAAUUACACUAAUUUGAACCACAUUUUAGGAUGUAAUACAUGCAAAAACAAGAAAAUUAAGUCUACUUAAAAAUGCCAGAAUGCAUUCUAAAAUCACAUGCUAGGUUACAAAUUAAUAUUAAUUGACAGUAGUGCAAUGGGCAUCUUGAAAGCAAAAAACUGUAUUAUUAAAGUGUAGUCCUUUUAAAAAUAACAUUUUGGCUGGCAAUUUUAAUUAUAAAUUAAAUAUUGUCUCCGAUUUUAGAAAGCUCCCUUUAGAGCUACAGAUGACAUAAUGCAAUUGUUUUCAUGACAAGUAAACUGACUAAUAAAAAGUGUCAAAUCUGUGAAGUGCCCCUUUAAGAAACUCAGGAUCAUGACCGCAAAAUGACUGCUCCUGACCCAAAAAGGCAAGAAGAUGCUAUCAAAACACCGCUUUCAAUUUCAAAUGUUGAACCUAAGUUGGACUCACUAAAUCUGACGUGAAAAAUAAGCCAUGCAUUUGCUGAACCAUACUUAAUAAUAUAUGCCUAGCUUUCAUAAAAAUGUAGAGACGGCAAGUCUAAACAGUUCCUGAUUUGUUUGGUUCAUCUUUGACUGAGCUGAAUGGCUUCAAUAAAUGAAUCGAAACAUGAGCUUCCAAAAUGUAUUACGGCUAGUUUAUUUCCAAUAAGAUUAAAAAAUCACAAUAUUUUCUCAAUUUAAUCAUAUCAACCUCUAAUUGUGUUUAAUUAUGACUUCUUUACAAUGACCACAUUUCUUGUGAUUGAACAAAAAAGAAAUUAGCCAGAAUAUAGGGUGUUCAAUAAUGUUUGACCGGCAGUGUGUAUAAUAAUCAUUCUCAUCCUUUUGAAUUAACAUUAACCAGAUUAACUGACGUAUCCUGAUCUAGCAUUUUAAUCAGAUUUUUUUGUUGUGUGCGAGCAUGGUGUAUUAACAUGUGGGCAAACAAAUGAUAAAUAGAAUCGGUGCCUGACACCAAGAGCCUUGCAGUAAAUGUCAGCGAAUGAGGUUCUGACUUGUUUCAUACUCUUAAGAGACAUAAUUAUGAGUUUGUUUCUUUAGGGUAUACAGGGAGCUGUGGGUAGAAUAUAAAUGAAAGAAGAUCAGAAAAAAGAUGACCUGUUUUUGAGUAGCUUUUUGAAUUAAAGAGUUUUAAUUCAAAAUCAAGUGUGGUUGUAUAAAAUGGCAAAAUGUGAGAGAAAGAUUAUGUAUUUGUUGGCAUGCCCUCAUACUGUAUGUUGACUAUCUACCACCUGAAUGAUUACAUGGGUUAAAUUA